Molecule: messenger RNA, 1407 nt
Organism: Phytomonas sp. Hart1
Lineage: Eukaryota; Euglenozoa; Kinetoplastea; Trypanosomatida; Trypanosomatidae
Source: the annotation of a GenBank genome assembly
GUCUUUCCUGGCCGUUUUACAAGGGUCAUCAUUUUUUUUCGAUACUUUUAGAAGACAAAAAAAGAAACAGCAAACGCACCCUUGGUGAAAAGUAAAACUAAAAGGAAGUAUUGUUUUAAGGGUUAAACACAUUGAUUCGCUGAAAAGCUUCUCUUGCUUGUUUACAGUAAAUAAUUCUAAAGAGGGUUGCAAUUUCGAUUUUUUUUGUAUUAGGAGUUCUUCUCUAUAAUCCUUGGCAAAAUAUAGAGUGUGUAGAAAUAAUUGUCUGCAAAAGGUAAAUAAAAAUAGAUUUACUGAACUCAGAUAAAAGGAUAAAUAUUUGAAGAGAAAAGGACUUUUUCCGUCAUAUUUCUUUUCAGUUUAACAUUCUAAUUUCCAUAACAGAUAUCUCCACAGUCGGAACUGUACAUUUAUUAAUACAAACCUAUAUAGUUCCUGAAAAGGAGAAGAGAGUAGCCAUAAGUGUAGGGGAGAGCUUUUUUCCAUUGUUUAAAAAGAACUAUGGCGGGCCGAUACGAGAAGCAGGAGAAGAUCGGUGAAGGUACCUAUGGCGUUGUGUAUAAGGCGCGCGACACGGUCACCAACGCCAUUGUUGCCCUCAAACGCAUCCGACUAGAUACGGAAGAGGAGGGCGUUCCCUGCUCGGCUAUUCGCGAGAUCUCCUUAUUAAAAGAACUUCGCCACGAAAAUAUUGUCAAGCUGCUCGAUGUCUGCCACAGUGAACGCCGGCUGACGCUGGUGUUCGAGCACCAAGACAUGGAUCUCAAGAAGUACCUGGAUCACAACGGUGGGAAUCUGGACGCCGCCACGGUACAGCAUUUCAUGCAUGACCUCCUCAAAGGUGUACGAUUUUGCCACCAACGCAGCGUCCUGCAUCGGGAUUUGAAGCCGCAAAACCUACUCAUUUCGCGUGAGAAGGAGCUUAAGUUGGGGGACUUUGGCCUUGGGCGUGCGUUUGGAAUCCCUGUGAAGAAGUUCACCCACGAAGUGGUAACACUGUGGUACCGCUCACCGGACGUGUUGCUUGGCUCCACGCAGUACGGGACGCCGGUGGAUAUUUGGUCUGUAGGCUGCAUCUUUGCAGAGAUGACGACGGGCACGCCACUUUUCGCGGGCCGAAACGACGCUGAUCAGCUGUUGCUGAUUUUCAAGUUUUUGGGUACCCCGAACAGCAAGACCUGGCCAUCUCUUAACCAGUACCCGAAUUCCACCAAUAUGCUCUCGAAGCCUGAGUUCCUCCAGAACAUGGUGGCUAAAUGUGAUACUAUACUUCGGACCUCAUUGGGGUAUGAAAAGCUCGGCCCGGAAGGGAUAGAUUUGCUGAAGGGAUUGUUACGGUAUGAGCCGUCAGAGCGGUUAACGGCCGAGGAGGCUCUCAACCAUCCUUACUUUCGUGUUGAUUUCUAA